Messenger RNA from Sphaerodactylus townsendi, 1987 nucleotides. It is a transcript of the gene RNF126, whose product is annotated as ring finger protein 126. The transcript is spliced from 9 exons. Gene Ontology annotation, biological process: protein ubiquitination. Gene Ontology annotation, molecular function: ubiquitin protein ligase activity. The record is from RefSeq and is a predicted model, not a curated record. Gene Ontology annotation, cellular component: cytoplasm. Bases 54 to 1004 code for a protein of 316 amino acids. Lineage: Eukaryota; Metazoa; Chordata; Lepidosauria; Squamata; Sphaerodactylidae.
UGGUUGCGUUAUUGGGCGAGGCCUCCUCCCCGCGGGGGAGGGAGGGAAGCAAGAUGGCCGAAGCUUCUCCUCAGCCCGGGCGGUACUUCUGCCACUGCUGCUCGGCCGAGAUCGCGCCGCGGCUGCCGGAUUAUAUCUGCCCAAGGUGUGAAUCUGGUUUUAUUGAAGAGCUUCCAGAGGAGCCCAGGAAUAUUGAAAAUGGCUCCAACUCUUCAGCCUCCACCAGCGACCAGAGCAGGCAUCCGUUCGAGAACGUGGAUCAGCACUUGUUCACCCUGCCGCAGGGCUACGGCCAGUUUGCCUUUGGGAUAUUCGAUGACACUUUUGAGUUUCCAGCCUUUGGGUCCAACGCACAGUCGGAAGACAACCGGGACGCCGAGAACCGGCGGGAGAGGGAGCACCAGUCUCGGCACAGAUACGGCGCCCGGCAGCCCCGGGCUCGCUUCACCACACGGCGGGCCGCUGGCAGGCAUGAAGGGGUGCCGACGCUAGAAGGAAUUAUCCAGCAGCUGGUCAACGGGAUAAUUGCGCCCACCACGAUACCAAACCUCGGCGUGGGCCCCUGGGGAGUUUUGCAUUCGAAUCCCAUGGACUACGCCUGGGGGGCCAACGGCUUGGAUGCCAUCAUUACUCAGCUACUGAAUCAGUUUGAAAACACGGGACCUCCCCCUGCAGACAAAGAGAAGAUCCAAGCCCUCCCGACUAUUCAUAUAACAGAAGAACACGUAGGUUCUGGCCUGGAGUGCCCCGUCUGUAAAGAAGAUUACGAAGCUGGCGAGAGCGUGCGGCAGUUACCCUGCAACCAUUUAUUCCACGACGGCUGUAUAGUCCCCUGGCUCGAACAGCACGACACCUGUCCAGUGUGCCGGAAAAGCUUGAGCGGACAGAACACAGCCACAAACCCCCCGGGACUCUCAGCAAUGAAUUUUGCCUCUUCAUCUUCCUCCUCCUCCUCCUCUUCCUCCAGUUCACCAAGUAACGAAAAUUCUGCGAACAACUCAUGAAUCUCUCAAGAAAAAUGAAAAUAAGUUGCCAUCAGCAUUCCCUUCUUUAACGUCGCGGCCCUUCGCCACUUCCACCUGGGGCAAGGGGGGGAGGUCCCCCCCCCCCAGAACAGAGCAACGGGGUGGGGAGGAUGAGAGGUCCGAUAUUUUUCCAUCAUGACGGAGAGGCCUUCUUUUCCCCCAGGAUGUUCAGUGAUGUCACCGUCUCCAGAGCGGGGCAGUGGGGGGGGGGCUGUCCUUCAAAGGACUUCUAAAACCGGGGGCCCCCGCCCUGCAGAAAAACCACAGCCAUUGGCCCAUGAAAAGCACAGAGGGGGAGGCUGCAGUUACAAAGGGAAGGCGGUUCGCACGGCUGGGCUUGUCGUUUGGGACUCCUUGACCAUUUUGUCCCGAAUCUCCUUCCCUCUCUUUCACCUCAGCUCUUUACGUUCCGCGUUCCUCAGCCCUGAAAACGGCGGCGUAACCGACCCACAUCCACCCCCGUUCCUCCCCCUGGCAGGAUUUCCACACUGGGAAGGGGCUGCGGAAGCUUUCAGCCGGUCCUUGCGGAAAAGGGAUGUGAGCCUGGAGAAAUCUGACCUCACUUCCUGUCCCUGCGGAGCUUUGUCCUCACUCCUCUCCUCUCCCCCCCUCUCCUCCCCCCUUUUCGUUUACCAUCACCCUUUUGGCAAUGCGGUACCGAGAAAAGGGUUUUUUAUGAUUUUAAAUUAUUACUGCUAUUAAAUAAAUGGACAUUUCAGCUCCGCGAAUGUUACACACUGGGUUUCUGCUAGCAAAACGAAGCGAGAUCUUUGGACGGAAGGGUUGGGGGGGGGGGAGCCCCUUCAGCAGGUGAGUUCUCAUCCACCUCUCUUUUGAUCUAAUCCAAAGUUGCACCUUUGGGCUGGCCAGGUUUCCUCAUGUGGCAUUUCGUCAAUAAAAUCUUUGAGUCUCUUCCAGGGCUGUUUCUGGGGAGCUUACUGCACACAACGAUGAAAACGAAA